AUGGUGAACCUCGCCGCAACUGUUGGGAACGUAGAGAUGGCGGAAGGAUGGGCUCAGCAGCUGCGGGAGGACGGCUUCACGCCGGACGCCGGGCUCUAUGUCCUGUUGAUCGAGGCGUCCGCGAAGGCCAAGGAGCCCGAAAAGGCGAUCGCCCACUUCAACCAGAUGUUCUCCGCAGAUGUAGAAAUGACCAGGGCGGCGUUUGUGCACGUCAUCUUGGCCCUUGCGCCGGCCAGAGAUGUAGAAGUGCUCUCCCAAUGGAUGGAGAGGAUGAUAGACAGCGGUUUUGAGCCCACUUUGCAGUGCUACGAAGCCGUCUUGGAGGCCGCGCAGUCGAGGCGGGACGCAGAGCUGCAGGACUUCUGGGAGGAUUUCUGGCUCAAGCGCCUCGAAGGCCAAAAGAAGAAGCCUGACAGGGACGUUUACACAGUGCUCAUCGGGGUGCCGGCCAAGUAUGGCAACGUGAGGCGUGCGGAGCUGUGGUUGACAAAGAUGCGCAAAGCGCACAAGGAGCCCGGCACCAACAACUGGAACACCGUCUUGAAGGCAUGUGAGGUGGCCAAAGACGCCGAUAAUGCCCAGAAGCUCCUCAAUCGCAUGCUCAACAUCAAGAAGGGUCCCAAACCCGACGCGACGUCCUACAACCACGUCAUCAAGAGCUGCGCCAAGGCAGGGAAGCCUAAGCUCGCGAUCGCCUGGUUUCGGGGGAUGAAGAAAGCCGGCCUUUCUGCAAGAGGGAUCCAGUUCAACGAGGUGAUCAAAGCCACUGCCAGCAGUGCAACCAUCUCGGCCGACUACGCUGCCGCAUGGGCCCGGCAGAAUGCGGAGGCCAUCUCGGAGCGCAGCGGGGAGUACCGAGAGCUGCGUGGCGUACUCAAAGAGCUCCCAGAGAAGGUGUCCCACGAGGUGAUGGUGCCCUUCGGCCCCAUGGCCAGCUUUCCAGGGCAGCUGGUGCAUACCAAUGAAGUCCUUUGCCAGCUGUCCUCCGAGUACUUCGCCCUGCGCACCACCGGCAAUGCGCUGAAGAUGGUCGACCGGCGGCUUCGGCGCCUCCAGGAGGAGCAGAGGACCGCCGACCGCGAGCUCCAGGAGCUCUCGCUGCGGCGUCGCCUCGCAGGCGGCGAGGCGGAGGCGGACUCUGCAGCGUCGGGCUCGGGGCCGGGGCCAGACGGGUGCAGCGUCCGCGUGGACGAGAACGGCUUCCUGGACAUCCGGGAGCCCUUGGAGGCAGAGCCGGAAGUUCCCAAGGAGUCGAGCGGAGGCGCCGAAGAGGACGCGUGGAGGUUUUGGCAGAACCCGGCGCGGGACCGAGGAUCCGACUCCACUCUCUCGCGGCUCCGCGAGCUCGAGCAGAUGGAGGAGGGCUCCGACGGCCCGGCUGAGGCCAACUACGAAGACGAGCUGUCGGAGCUCGACCGGAUCGUGGAGUCCUACGCGGACGCAGACGGAACUGGAGAUCCCACCACGGACUUCAACCUCCAGGCCCCUGGUAAAACCCAGGCCCCGAGCCCUGCCGACCUCUUUAGGCUCAUGGAGUCCUCGGAGAGGCGGUCGAAGUCUGCCAAACCUCCCGAAGCUCCGGGAGCUUCCGGGGGAUCUUUGGAGCACCUCGGGGUCUCUGAGACCGUCCGGGAGCAUUCCCAAACCGAGUCGGGGCCGAGCUCUCAGGCCGCUCUGAGACGCGUUUCGAAGUUUAAGGCGGACCGGCAGGAAGGAGCCCAAAAACUCGGAGCGCCUCACGAGCCUCAUGGGAAGGUCUACUGUAGGAGUCCAGCGGGUUUCGUCCCCUCUCGCCCUCCAGGUGCUCACGCCGUACAAGGAGUCCAUAAGUCCCUCUGGGUUUAG
Molecule: messenger RNA, 1845 nt
Organism: Symbiodinium sp. CCMP2456
Lineage: Eukaryota; Dinophyceae; Suessiales; Symbiodiniaceae
Source: the annotation of a GenBank genome assembly